Orbicella faveolata is the source of this 1921-nucleotide messenger RNA. RefSeq names its product large ribosomal subunit protein mL41A-like. Gene Ontology annotation, biological process: translation. NCBI's taxonomy places the organism in Eukaryota, Metazoa, Cnidaria, Anthozoa, Scleractinia, Merulinidae. Gene Ontology annotation, cellular component: mitochondrial large ribosomal subunit. Gene Ontology annotation, molecular function: structural constituent of ribosome. The record is from RefSeq and is a predicted model, not a curated record.
CAUUUUGGGAAAAAACAUUCAGCCACGAUGGAACUUUUAUAGUAGAGUUAAAUUUGAUUUGACAGCGAUCGAAGGACAAAAAUGCCACUAAAUAUUCUUCGAGGCCUCUUUAGAGGUGCCACACGAGGCGUGAUGACGGGAAAGAGGGGGAACAAGAACUUUUACAAAGGACGUGGAGUCAGAAACCCAGGUUUCCACACAAGAAAAGGUGGUUAUAUGAUAGUUCGGAAGAAAGUAGCAGAGUUCAUUGUUCCAGAUUUGACUGGCUUUGAGUUGAAGCCAUACGUCUCUUACAAGGCUCCAAAAACUGCCAUACGAGAGCCAACACCUGAAGGCCUCUUGGCAAGCAUCAAGGAGAAAAUUCAUUUACUCAAGUACAGAGAAACGCCAUAAAGACAACAUAUGGACAAUUACAAAUUUAUAACUUUUCUUUACCGUUUCGUGUACUACUCUAAUUAGGCGGGCUUAGAGAAUUUACCUGCAACACUUGUAGAGAAUUGAAGAAGAAGAGUAAGAACCCACGUGUAAGAACCUAGUAAGUGGUUUAACCCUUUAACCCCCAAAUUUUCACCAUAAAAUGCCGUUUUUAACCGUUAAAUCAGCUUUUUGGCUGCCAUAACGCUAAAUGGGCCUUAGUUUUGCUGAAAAAACUAUUUUUGUUACCAAAAAGAUAGAUUUCCCGAAGAUUAGGCACAAAAACGUAAAAAAUUUUAAUUUGGCCCCUGCGCAUAAACCAAUUUUGUUUGUCUUUUGCAAUUGCCCGUUCCGAUUUUUUUUUCUUGCCCCUUUUCUUUGCUUUUUCUCGGCCAUUUUACUCUCGUUACCUUUUGCGUUUCAUAUUCGUUCUGGCUGCCGUAAAAAGUUGCUUGCUUGCUCUUCUGGGAAGUGGAUCCCCUGUGGUGCAAAAAGCAACUUCCGGGAGCCGUUGCUAGGGGAGUAUUUUGAAUAUGACGUUUUUUCCGUCUGCUUUUUUGACGUCAUUCAUGUCACGGCCUCACCCAGAGCCUUACUCUGGACAAAAAGAUAUUGAAAACAACCGGCGAAAUAUAACUGAUCAGUAUUUGGCCGAAGCAACGGGCUCUUGUGGAGCAUUUCUCCCGGCUUCGUGGAACGGAUGUAUUUAAAGACCAUUAGAGAGCUUGAUGAGGUCUUCGACAGUACCGGAACGACAGGAAAAAUUCCAUUACGGUACGUAAAAAAGCAACACAACUGAUUGAAUCAUUUUGUUUGCUGGUCGCGGUAGCGACUGGUUAGUUAAUCGUCAUAAUGCAAGAAUGAAAACAAAAAAAAAACAAAAAAAAGAAAGAAAAAAGAAAGGAUUUUGCUUUCCAUGUCACUGUGCAGCAGUUAGGCUGGACUACUCUACUUGCCGGCAGAACUCGUGAAAGCUACCUGUUCUGUUUGCACACAGCUAUAGAUCCUUUUCAAAAACAAUGAUAGAAAGAUGCUAAAUAACUUACUUUCUAUAAUUCUACUUUUCAUAAACGGCUGUAAAUUCAGUUGAAAUUCUUUUGUAUGCGUUUUAAAAUCUGCCUUACAAAACUCGUCUGAGGGUAAAAAUUCUUUCGAAUAAAUCAACUAAAAAACAUUUAAUACUUACAAAAUAAUUUAUGAGUGGCAUUCAUUCAUGAAAAAUGGUAUAUUCUGCUUUUUAAAAUACUAGAUUUGUUCUCCCUCUCUACAAGAAUUACACUAGCAAGAAUGUUGUUUUACUGUUUACGAGACCAUGUUGUAAUUAAGAUUAUUUCUUGAGCACAACGCUAAUCACUUAGAAGAAGAUUAGAUUUGAUUAGAUGUGUAGACUUGCGAAAAACGUCAUUAAAAAUUACUUCUCUUGAUAUAUGGCACUGACCUUUUGUAAUUAAGCAUGGCUAUAUCGAGAUAAAGAAAAAAGAAAAGAACAGCAAAAAAGAUGACAAAA